ACUUUUUGAUUUCCCCUACUUGUUGAAGGCUCUGCCCAUCAUGAGGUGAAUGAGUUGUUGAUACUUCGCAACCAAAAUAAUGAAUCCUAUGCGGACGUUUGUUUUCACCUCACCGCUUCUUUAUACGCUCGCGCACACACACGCACGCACGCACGCACACACUGUUACAUUGAGUUUGUAAACUUGCGUCAAGGGUUUAAACCGAUGACAUGUCCAUGAACGUCCACCUCCUCACCCGCAUGACAGACACAGGAGCGCUUCUUCAGCAUGAGCCCCUCGGGUCCGCCCUUGAAAAAGAAAAGCUACAUGGGGCAGCACCAGAUCAAGAAGAAACAAUGUUUCCAAGCUCCUGAUGAGCCACCAGACGAAUGCAGACAGCACAUAUCAGGCAAAACCAACAGGAACAAGGACGGCCGGGUGGAUGGAGGCGCACUAUGUCCACUGGGAGAAUCCACAUUGGCUCUUGAUGAAGAAAUGCUGCAGGUGUUGGACGCUGUGGACCCGGUGAGGCCUUCAACCGACAAUGUGCGCCCAACGGCUGCAAACAUGGGUGCGCGGCGAGAGCCGUCGUCAUCGGGUGUCUUUGACGGAGCCCCCGGCGCCCGGGGGUCAGCCCGGGGUAGCGGUGGCGACCAUUGUGAGCGACCAGGGUGGCGAGCCGACUGCAAGGACCUUGCAAAGAGGCUCCUGUUCGGUGAGGACUCUGGGGAAGCGGAUCGAGCUCGGACGGGCCCGGAGAGCAUCCAGCCGCCGCCGGCUUCCUCCAGCACCAAUGCGCCAUCCUGUCAGGACAUAAAAAUCAACAAUCUCAGGAUGCGUCCACCCGUACAAAGAAGCUCUCCAUGUGGCGAUGACAAAGGUGGGUCAAGCGUGAGCGCUGACCCCCCUCUGGAUGUAUCCAGGGACUACAUCUUGUUCAGCCCCACCCGCCUCGCAGCUGCCACGAAGAGGGCCCGACUCCAGCCGUCGCUCCAGAACCAGUCCGCCUCCAUGCUCGCUGUCCCCAGCGGUUUAGACCUGAGUGCUCUCAGCGGCACUCUGCCUCAGCAAGGCAUUGCCUUGUGUGCUCCCGUGGGGCAAGCUGACAAGCUGCUGCUCUGCAACUGGGGCUUACCAAAACCUGUCCUGGAGCGCUACCAGAAACACGGCGUGACUCACAUGUUCGAAUGGCAGGCUCAGUGUCUCGCUGUCGGACAGGCGCUGCAGGGAGGUAACCUGGUGUACUCUGCCCCCACGAGUGCUGGGAAAACUCUGGUGUCGGAGCUGCUGAUGCUGAAGCGUGUGUUGGAGACUAAAAGAAAAGCCCUCUUCAUCCUGCCGUUUGUCUCCGUGGCCAAAGAGAAGAUGCAUUACUUUCAGAGUGUAUUUGGAGAGGCAGGCGUUCGCGUGGAGGGCUAUAUGGGAAGCACCUCGGCCGCUGGAGGGUUCACAGCGCUGGAUGUGGCCGUGUGCACCAUAGAAAAAGCCAACUCUCUCAUUAACCGACUCAUUGAGGAGGACAGCAUGGGUCUCCUAGGUAUGGUGGUGGUGGAUGAGUUACAUAUGGUUGGUGAUUCGGGAAGGGGAUACCUGCUAGAACUGCUCCUAACCAAAAUCCGCUACAUUGCGCAGAAGCAGAACGCCACUGGGUCUCUCUCUGAGGGCGUGCAGAUCGUUGGUAUGAGCGCCACCUUGCCCAACCUCGCCCUCCUGGCCAGCUGGUUGGGUGCAGAGCUUUACCAGACGGACUACAGGCCCGUGCCCCUGCAGGAGCACCUCAAAGUGGGCUGCAACAUCUACGACAAGAGCCUCGCUGUGGUCCGGCGGUUCGUUCCGGCGCUCCACGUUAAGGGCGACGACGACCACAUUGUGAGCUUGUGCUAUGAGACCGUGAGGGAGGGACGGUCUGUGCUGCUGUUCUGCCCCUCGAAGAUCUGGUGUGAGAAGCUGGUAGACAGCAUCGCCAGAGAGUUCUACAACCUCAGACAUACCGAUCGUCAGGCCGAAGCAGAGCCUAAGCCGGUGUCUCUGGAUCGGGAUGGACUCGUGGACGUCGUAGCACAGUUGAGACGAACUCCAGCUGGUUUGGACCCGGUCCUCAAGAGAACUGUGCCAUGGGGGGUGGCCUUCCACCACGCCGGUUUGACAUUUGACGAGCGCGACGUGUUGGAGGGAGCUUUUCGCCAAGGCACCGUCAAAGUGCUGGCCGCCACCUCGACACUCUCCUCGGGGGUUAAUCUCCCGGCUCGCAGGGUCAUCAUUCGAACCCCUACCUUCAAUGGACACCUGUUGGACCCGCUCACGUACAAACAGAUGGCAGGACGAGCGGGGAGAAAAGGAGUGGACACUAUCGGUGAGAGUGUGCUGGUGUGUAAGGAGGCGGAGCGUCAGAAAGGUAUCAGUCUCCUUAAGGGGGCUCUUCAGCCAAUCAGCAGCUGCCUGGUGAGAAGGGAGGGAGAAGGCGUCACCACCAGCAUGCUGCGAGCCAUCCUGGAGAUCAUUGUCGGAGGGGUUGCCAGCACUCCACAGGAUGUGCGGUCGUAUGCUUUGUGCUCGCUACUGGCUGCCAGCAUGAAAUGUGACGGCAAAAAAGAGUCAAGCGAAGAGACCAACAAAGGAGCUAUUGAGGCCUGUGUUGAAUGGCUGAUGGAGAACGAAUUUAUCAGUAUCCAGAAGGACGGACAAGAGCAGCGGUACCAUCCCACUCAACUCGGUGCUGCCACCCUUUCCUCGUCCCUCUCCCCUCCCGAGGCUUUGGGAAUAUUUGCAGAUCUCCAGCGGGCCAUGAAGGGCUUUGUGCUGGAAAAUGACUUGCACAUUCUUUAUCUGAUCACCCCGUUGUACGCCGAGUGGACCACCAUAGACUGGUACCAGUUCUUCUGUCUGUGGGAACAGCUGUCGUCGUCGAUGAAGAGAGUCGCGGAGCUCGUGGGCGUCCAGGAAGGUUUCCUUGCGAGAUCCGUCGGCGGCAAACUCGUCGCCAAGACGGAGAAGCAGCGCAGACAGAUGGCCAUUCACAAACGGUUUUUCACCACCCUUGUGCUCCAGGAUCUGGUGAACGAGGUGCCUCUGGGAACGGUGGCCUCCAAAUACAACUGCAAUCGUGGGCAGCUGCAGUCCCUCCAGCAGUCUGCUUCGACAUAUGCAGGUAUGGUGACGGUGUUCUGCAAGCGCCUGGGCUGGCACAACAUGGAGCUGCUGCUUUCCCAGUACCAGACCAGGCUGAGCUUCGGAGUCCAGAGGGAGCUGGUCGACCUCGUCAGGGUCUCCCUGCUGAACGCAACGCGAGCCAGAGCGCUGUACGCACAGGGCCUCUGCACCGUCGCUGAACUAGCCCGGGCUACCUUAGCUGAUGUGGAGAAAGCCCUGAGGAACGCCGUGCCAUUUAAGAGCUCGAAGCGCGCAGUGGACGAGAGCGAGGUGGAGGCGGCCGAGAGACGGAGCCUCCGCUGCGUCUGGGUCACUGGCGGCCGGGCCUUGACGGAGCAGGAGGCCGCCGUUGAGAUCGUGUCUGAGGCGAGGCUCCUCCUCCGGGAGGACCUGGCCCAGUUAGGAGUUCGAUGGGACCCGGCGUCCCUUCCGCCGGGGGCUCCUGCUGCGAACAGCCCCGGCGGUUUAGACCUCAGCUCACAGGAAGCACGAGGCGACAGCAAGGAAGAUCACCAGGAAGGACACGGGGGUCAAGGAAAGCUGGGCAGAGGGGAGGGGAAGGAGAAUAAAGACGAAGAUGGACCUGAGGAAGGUAUGUCUGAAAGGAAAAUGGAGAACGCGAAAGGAGACACCAACGGAGGCCAAGGGAACUCCAGAAAGGGAGACAGGACGGAGCCAGAAAUCAGACAAACGGAGAAUGUAUUGGAAGUGGAGAGAAGCAAAGGAACAAAACACUGCAAGCCAAAUGCAAAAUCAUUAAUGGCAAAUGACUCAGAAGAUCCACAUGAAAAAAGAGAAGAGCACGCAAGGUCAAAGCAAGGAGGGGUAGAGAGCGAGAAAGCGGAGCCGGAAGAAGGGGAGACGAGUAAAAGAGUGCGACCGGUGCCUCGCCGGGCGAAUCGUCCUGUUCCUGAAGGAGCCUGACGGCAGGAGGUUGCCGAGAUCGUGUCGAGCCCCCUGUUUCGAGCAAUGGCGCGUCCCCAGCCCUCUCCUCCCCCAAUGCCUCCUCCCUGCUUUAGAGCUCCCGGACAUCGGGCGAGGAUGCUGCCACAGGGGUCGCUGAGGUCACCCGUGCAACCGGAAAGGCUGAAGCACUCGAGAGCCUUAAGCAAAGUCCUUCACUCCAUACAAACUGAGAAAAUCCUACUAGACCAUGUAGAAACCCGCGGUGGUUCCCUCAGUCCAAAAUCCAGCACCUGCAGGCCGGGUGCAUUCAAACCGUUCAAGCUCCUGAAGGAACCCCUCCCGGUGUUUUCCGCGCCUACAGAUGCAGAUAGGUUGCACUCCCCCGGACCCGCCACUCCUGCCUCCGUUCCAUUGCUCCCGCCCGAGGCGAAGCGACGCAGGAUGGACGUCGGAGAGGCCGAUAAGUUCUCGUCUCCCGAGCUGUACGCGGGAGAAGAAGAAGAAGAAAAAGCCGAGCGACGUGUUAAAAGAGGAGAGAGUUUCGGCGACAGCUUUGAAUUAGACACUCAGACAGAGAGACUCAUCGUUCAGCAGGCAUGCCAACACAGAGGACCAGAGAAGAACAGAGAGGAGGAAGUGGUAGACGCAGCGGUGGAGAAGGACACACAUGAGGGAAGUAACGCUUGUCCCAGAUUCAAUAUUUCUCUCACAGACAGCCAGAUGGAGCUCAUCCUUGACACCACCACCCGGUAAAUUUCUCCAGGUCCAGGUGGGGAUACCGUAGUUGAGGGUGGUGACGAGGACGCCAACCCAGCUGCCUGCGAGAGCGUCAACAGAAGCAGCAGCUUCCUGUUCGACAGCCUGUACGACAGCCCGCUGCGGCUCCCCGGCCAAUCGGACGAGGGGGAGGGGGAGGGUGAGGGUGAGGAGGAGGAGGAGGAGGAGGAGGAGGAGAAGGAAGAGGGGCCCGUCGGCCAGGAGGGUCGGAGGCCCCUUUUGUCGACCCAGGAGCGAAGGCGCAGUGAGCUCCUCGCCAACCAGGAGGCGGAGAAGCAGGAGGCCGUCCAGUGGGGCGAGUCCUCCUUCAACCUGUCCGAGUGGGGCGACUCGCUGCUAGUGGGCGAGCACUUUCUGGAGAGGCAGAGCUUGCUCAGACACGCAGAGAGAACUCAUGAAGCUCAGCGGCCAUCCGCCGAGUCACAAUCCAAGCCCAGUCAGAUACAGCCACAACCCACCACUGAGACCACAACUCGAAAUGAGUACGACGAGGACAAAGACGGCAAGAAUCCAGGCCUCGCGCACAAAACUAAACAGCACAGUAACGCACACAAUAGACGAAAGAGGAAAUGAAUGCUUUGCAGUCAGGUAAAUGCAGUUUUAAGACACCCGCGAGUCCAGAACGCACCCGAAAGCUCUUUUAAUUGCAGCCCUGGGUUGCAAGAGAUCUUUGACCGCUGGCCCAGUAUGUCUGACCAGCCCUGGCUGAACACCACAACGAGCCUCGAAGCCUGCAAAAACGCUGCAAUUGUAGCAGACGUCCCAGAUCGACCUCAGCCCUCGAUGCAGGGGGACAGAGAUGGGGCGCGGUCGGACACGCAGGCGGACGCUGCGGGGAGCGAUCCUCCAGAGGACCGGCACGACCGCGAGAUUGUAACGGAGAGACCCGGCUCUGCUGGCGACCUCAUUCCCCCGACUCAGGAGACACCGCCCGUCACCCCCAGAGUAAAACUGACCACCUCAUCCGUCCAGUCUCCUCUCGUCGCUCGGACGCCUCGAACCGCUCGACUCCCCUCGGCCCUCGUGCGGCGGAAAACGGCGAUCACGAAUUGCCCCGGAUCUCGUCCAGGACACGGCAGUCCUCCAUCAGAAGCUGCCACUCACACCAAGCAGUCGGAUUCCCACGUCGGAUCGCAGCACGAACACCAGCCCGGUUCAGAACCGAAUCCCCCGCCGCACGCCAGACGCAGCAUCAGCCCUCCCGGAGACCGAGCCUCUCGGUCCUCCCCCCAGCAGAAGCUUCCCUCUAAUGCGGAAUCGCCCGGCGCUGACGCAGUAUUUACUCUUCAGCGGUCCCAGGAGGAAACUCUCUCUUCCAGCAGCUCGGGGACGUUCUCCAUCAUAGACGUGGCGAGUGACAGGCGCCUCUUCGACGCUUUCAUUAACGAGUGGAGGACGAAGGAGCGCUACUCUCUGGCCUUGGCCUGUGAAAAGAGGGAGCCCAGGCAGCAGCCGGAGGAGCAGAGGAAACACAAGAGAGAGUCCGCAGCUCACCAAAAGCUCCACGGGGCCGACGGUUUUCCGGUAAGAGACAGCGACGGCCUGGUGUUGAUCGGGCUGUCUGUCUGCUGGGGAGCAAGAGACGCGUACUACAUGUCUCUGCAGCAGGAGCAGAGCAAAGGUUUGAGCUCCAGUCUGGCCCCUCCCCCGCUGGACGCAGACUUGCCAGUGAGCGAGAGGCUGCGGCAGGCGAAGACUUGUCUGACGGGGCCGGUAACAGCCACCGCCGCUCCCAUAGGGGGCGUGGCUGUUGCGUAUGACAUCAUCGAGGUGUACAAGAGGCUCGUGCUGAGCUGCGGCGUCAGCUUGGAGGGAAACUGCGAGGAUCCCAAGGUUGCGUGCUGGCUGGUGGACCCCGGCAGCGAGGAGAGGACUCUGCCCAACAUGGUGACCGUCUACUGUCCCGAAGAGUUGCCUCUGCUGGACGGACUUGGGAACGCGCACGCGCACUGUCCGCGCGUCAGGGCGGCGACCAAGAGCGUGCUCGUGCUCUCCGUCAUGAAGCACCUCGCCGGCCUGCUGGAGAAGGACGGCAUGCUUGGUGUAUUCCGGAGCGUCGAGAUGCCCUCCCAGGUGUCCCUGGCGGUGUUGGAGUUGAACGGGUUGGGCUUCAGCGUCCGAGAGAGCGAAAGGCAGAAACACGUGAUGCAGGCCAAACUCGCGGCGCUGGAGUCGCAGGCGUACGACCUGGCGGGGCACAGCUUCUCCCUCACCAGCGUCGACGACAUAGCACAGGUGUUGUUCUUAGAGCUACACCUGCCUCCAAACGGUGACGUGGGCGGACCGAAAAGUAAGAAGACUCUCGGCUACGCCAGGAGAGGAGCGGGCGGCCGAGUACGGCUCGGCAAGCAGUUCAGCACCACCAAGGAUGUUCUGGAGAAGCUCCGCCCCCUGCACCCGCUGCCGGGCGUUAUUCUGGAGUGGAGGCGGAUCACGAACGCCUUGACCAAGUGGUGUUCCCCCUGCAGAGGGGAGAAGCGAUACCACACCACCCUGGCCAUGGACAGAAUAUACCCCAUUGCCCAGACGCACACAGCCACAGGUAGAGUGAGCUUCACUGAGCCCAACGUACAGAAUGUCCCCAAAGACUUUGAGAUUUCCAUGCCCACGGUGGUGGGGGAGAGCCCGCCGUCACAAGACAGCGGUCACAUGACCUCCAAGUCAGGGAAGAAGAGGCGUUCAGCGGCGCCUCCAGCUGCUGCUGGCCGCGCAGAACCCGGCCCGGCCUUCUCCGUCAGCAUGAGACACGCCUUCGUACCAUUUUCAGGCGGCAUGAUGUUGGCGGCCGACUACUCUCAGCUGGAGCUGCGCGUGUUGGCCCACCUCUCCAGGGACCAGCGUCUUCUGCAGGUGCUGAACGGAGGAGCCGACGUGUUCCGUUGCAUCGCCGCCGAGUGGAAAAGCGUCGAUCCGGAGUCCGUGAACGACGCCCUCCGGCAACAGGCGAAGCAGAUUUGCUACGGCAUUAUCUACGGGAUGGGAGCCAAGUCUGGGGAGCAGAUGGGAGUGGAGGAGGACGACGCGGCCUGCUACAUCGAGAGUUUCAAGGCCAGAUACAAAGGGAUCAACGCUUUCCUUCGAGAAACCGUGAAGAAGUGUGUGAAGAACGGCUACGUCCAGACCCUGAUGGGCCGCAGGAGAUACCUGCCGGGCAUCGCCAAUGCCAACGCGCACGCCAAAGCACACGCAGAGCGCCAGGCGGUGAACACAACGGUACAGGGCUCGGCGGCGGACAUCGUCAAACUCGCCACGGUGAACAUCCAGAAACGACUGCGUAAAACGUAUCCCGCCGCGCCGCUCUCUCACCAGCACGCGCGCCCAGCCGGCGGUCGCCGCGGGGUCGGGACGUCCCGACUCGGAGGGGCCUACUUUGUCCUGCAGCUGCACGACGAGCUCAUCUAUGAAACCACGGAGGAAGACCUCAUACAGGUCGCUCAGAUAGUCAAGAGGGAGAUGGAGUCAGCGGUGAAACUGUACGUGAAGCUGAAGGCCAAAGUCAAGGCGGGACCCAGCUGGGGAAGCUUGCAGGACCUGGAUAUAUAAUGUGAAUGUUUCAACGUCGACAUUAAAAAUACAUGCGCUGAUUGUUCCCCUCCCCCAAAAAAAUCUAAAUACACAUUUCCCCUUUGUAUUGGAGAGACGGCAGAUAUAUCUUAGUUUCGGAGUUAGCACUUUUUGUGCUAACGGUCCCUUUAAGAUUCUGUAAUAACAAAAGCUCUAUUUUUAAUUGCUACAUUAAUGAAAUGCAAGAUACAUACAUGAACUGUUGAAUGUAUUUAUAACUAUGUAGUAUAGUGUAUAUACAUAAAGUAGAUUUUUUUUAAUUUACUGACACCUCAAUACUCGUCAUGAGAUUGUUUUAUGUACAAUGAUAAUCUAUGUAAUAUAAUACCUUGAACUUGUUUGUGUCGAUUUAUUUUCUCUAUUUUGCAAUCUUGUGAUAAGUGUUUUGUGCUAAUGUUUUAUAAAAUGUAAAUCACAA
Messenger RNA from Cyclopterus lumpus (lumpfish), 8794 nucleotides. RefSeq names its product polymerase (DNA directed), theta (gene polq). Gene Ontology annotation, biological process: double-strand break repair via alternative nonhomologous end joining; DNA-templated DNA replication. Gene Ontology annotation, molecular function: ATP binding; DNA-directed DNA polymerase activity; DNA binding. The record is from RefSeq and is a predicted model, not a curated record. Lineage: Eukaryota; Metazoa; Chordata; Actinopteri; Perciformes; Cyclopteridae.